AUGCGGUGGCUGGUGCUGGCCCUGCUCUGCCUCUGGCCUGGGGAGGGGACGGUGAGGAUCACCCUGAAGAAAGGCAGGUCCAUGCGGGAGGUGAUGAGAGAGAAGGGGGUGCUGGAGGAUUUCCUGAAGCAACUCAAAGGGGACCCCGGUAGGAAAUACCAGCUCAAUAACACUGUGGCUUAUGAACCGCUAACGAACUACCUGGAUUCCUUCUACUUCGGGGAGAUCAGCAUCGGGACCCCCCCGCAAAAUUUCCUGAUGCUCUUCGACACCGGUUCCUCCAACCUGUGGGUGCCCUCCACCUACUGCCAGACUCCAGCCUGUGUAAAUCAUGCCACGUUCAACCACAGCCUGUCAUCCACCUUCUCGGGCAUCGGAGUGACUUACACCCUGAGCUACGGGUUCGGUGACCUGUCGGUGGCUUUAGGGUAUGACACCGUGACGAUCCAGAACAUCGUCAUCAGGAACCAGGAGUUCGGCCUGAGCCUGGAUGAGCCCAGCAGACCCUUUUACUACCUGGAAUUCGAUGGGAUUUUGGGCAUGGCUUACCCGGGCGUUGGCAUCGGCGGUUACAACACGCUGAUGCAGAACAUGCUGCAGCAGAGCCAGCUCGCCGAACCCAUCUUCAGCUUCUAUUACUCACGCAACCCGACAUACAGUUACGGUGGGGAAGUCAUCCUCGGAGGGGUUGACCCCCAGCUGUACUCCGGGGAGGUUUUAUGGGCUCCUGUGGUCCAGGAAUUGUACUGGAAAAUUGGUAUCGAGGAGUUCACCAUCGGGCUGUCAGCCACCGGCUGGUGCAGCCAAGGCUGUCACGGCAUUGUGGACACCGGGACGUUCCUUCUGACUGUCCCGGGACAAUUCAUGUCAGCCUUUCUGCAGGCACUGGGUGUGGAGGAGAGUGACUACGGGUUUGUCGUCAACUGCAGCAACGUCCCGAGCAUGCCCACCCUCUACUUCGCCAUCAGCGGAGCCCAGUUACCGCUGCCUCCCUCUGUCUACGUCUUAAACAACGACGGCGUCUGCACCAUCGGGGUCGAGAGCACGUACGUGCCCUCUGCCAGCGGCCAGCCGCUCUGGAUCCUCGGCAACCUCUUCCUCCGGCAGUAUUAUUCCAUCUUCGACCUGGCCAACAACAGAGUUGGCUUUGCCCUGUCAGCCUAG
This is a messenger RNA of Pygoscelis adeliae (Adelie penguin), 1164 nucleotides long. Its product is annotated as gastricsin-like. The record is from RefSeq and is a predicted model, not a curated record. Gene Ontology annotation, biological process: proteolysis. NCBI's taxonomy places the organism in Eukaryota, Metazoa, Chordata, Aves, Sphenisciformes, Spheniscidae. The transcript has 9 exons. Gene Ontology annotation, molecular function: aspartic-type endopeptidase activity. Bases 1 to 1164 code for a protein of 387 amino acids.